UUGGUCAUUCAAGAUGGCAGGUCCACUAUUAGUCUGAAGGGACUUUCAUUUCGGAAUUGUGUUUCUCAUUAUUUUGCCGUUGUUGUUUAUUUAGUAUUUAGAUAAGACCACAAGAGAACCAGUAAAAUGGAUAUGAUGCAGGUGUUUUUUUUCACUGAUGCCCAGCUGAAUAAUCUCCUUUUUAAAGGCCUUGAUAUAACAUCCACUUCUGGCAUGGUGGGAGCAUCAUUUGUGGUGUUUGGGGCCACUAUACUGUUUGAGCUGCUGAAGCUGGUGAAGCUGUACCUGGAUCUCAAAAUGCGAGAGAACCCUCUAGCCGGUCAAAGCACUUGUGAAGAAAUGCCAGAAGAGUCAAGGGAAACAAAUCAUGAUGGUGUGAUCCUACUUAAUAGUCUUCGGAUUCCUGUUUCAAGACAAAUCAGGGCUCGAAAACUCAAUCUACAUGUUCUGAACUGCUUGAGUCACGCCAUUAAUGUUUUCUAUGGUUAUCUUCUCAUGCUCGUGGUCAUGACAUAUAGCGUCUGGCUGACUGUUGCUGUGGUUGUUGGGAGUGCUGUUGGCUACUGGAUUUUUGGAGCCAUAGGACAACUACUAAGGGAAACGAGUUUCCAGGCUACACACCAGAGUGUCAUGGGAAAACACCAGAUGCCACACUCAGAGACUGUCCAGAAUAGACUGGCUUUGGAAGUUUGUGAAGUGCCCCUUCCAUCUUUGCAUGGCACAAAUAUGCAGUCACCUCAUAGGAUGGGGAUGACACAGUCAAAUUUUAUAUAAUAUGUUUUACAAUACAUAUCAGAACAACUCUCAGAAUGCAACAUCCUGAUAGUGAUUCUUAAUCAUUUGUAAACAUAAAAAUAUUCUAAGAACUGGGCUAGAAAAGUAAUUAGUUUGAGGCAUUACAUUAGGUUUAUUAGGUGCCUCUGUCUAAAUAAAUUCAUUUCUUUAUGUGACUAUUUCUGGCAAAAUAGUUACUUCUUGUAUUGUGCAAGUCAGAGACAAUUGUUGUGUAUAAGAGCCAAUAUCAUUUGUUGGGCUCCUUUCAAAAAAACCUAAGAAAAUUGUGUGUUUAGAGCAUAUCUUUUGCUGACAAACUAUGAUUUCUUUUUGCAGUUGUAUAUUUAAUGGUUUUAAGAUAAUUACAUGCUUUUUAUAUCUGGCUGUGAGUGAAUUAUUUUUUUUUAAAUCAUUAUUGUCUUUAAAGCCAAUAGUCUUUUUGACUGCACCAAAGAAAUUUUCACUUAUCUAUGUUAUGAAUAAAUACUCCUGUAAAGUUUUGAAAAAAAAUUGCUUGUGCACAUUUUAAAUGGUGAGUUUGAAUAUGAGUAUACAUUUUAUACUUAUAUUAAAGCAGGUUUACAGAUUGUUUAAAAAUUAAAAUUUAUAAUUAUUC
This is a messenger RNA of Pomacea canaliculata, 1390 nucleotides long. Its product is annotated as probable low affinity copper uptake protein 2. Gene Ontology annotation, cellular component: membrane. Gene Ontology annotation, molecular function: copper ion transmembrane transporter activity. NCBI's taxonomy places the organism in Eukaryota, Metazoa, Mollusca, Gastropoda, Architaenioglossa, Ampullariidae. Bases 127 to 774 code for a protein of 215 amino acids. Gene Ontology annotation, biological process: copper ion transmembrane transport. The record is from RefSeq and is a predicted model, not a curated record. The transcript has 6 exons.